AUGGCGAGAGGAGGCACUAAGAUUCAAAACGAGAAGAUCGCGAACAAAAACUCACUCGCGACUUGUCGCACCAAACGCAGCUACGGUCUCUACAGCAAAGCGUCGCAGCUCUGUCUUCUCUCUGGUGCACAGAUUGCGAUUUUGGCGACUCCUUCUUCUGCCAACUCCAACGUCUCUUUCUACUCUUACGGCCACUCCUCCGUCGAUUCCGUCGUGUCUGCGUUUCUCACGGGACAACGUCCUGCUCCUGCUCCAGCGGAAAGCAAACAGUCGAGAGAGGACCUCGGAGUUUGUUUGGCUCGUAAGGAUCUCGGGUUAGGGUUAUGGUGGGAUGACAAGAGGCUUGACAGAUCCCAGAAUCCUGAAGAAAUCAAGGAGGCGAUUGGGUCAAUUUUGAGUCUGUUAAGCGAUGCCAAGAGAUUGCGUUCGGAUCACGCUUUCGUUAAUGAUGACCUGAAGAAUGACGGAGGCGUGAAGAAGAGGAAGAGCGAUGUUUUUUUACAACAUGGAAUUGAUCAAGAGGUUAAUCAAAUCCUAAGUCUUGAGUCAACUUCUGCAAUUUGUUGCAUUCCUGACUACUUACAGAACACAGAUACAGAGGUGAAUCAAACCCUAAAUCUUCAGUCGAAUCUCACAGUUCCUGAUGGUUGUCUCAAAACAGAUACAGAGAUCUUUGCGUUGGAUGAUGAUCUACCUGCAAAUCUGACCGAGUUUGUCAAAAGUACUCAAGAUCAGGAUCAGAUUCUUCCGAUAUCUAACAGUUGCUACAAUGAUUUACCUGCAGGAAACUUGACUGAUCAGCAAGAGAUGGAUCUUGUCAACAACAACACUGAAGAGAAGGAUCAGACACUGCUGGUUUCUGACAGUUUCGAUAAUGAUUUGCCUGCAGAAUACUUGGAUGACGAGGAGAUGAUGGAUCUUCUUGAAGGGUUGUUACCAGAUGAUGAUUUACCUGCAGGAAGCUUGAAUGAUGAUCAAGAGAUGGAUCUUGUCAACAACAACACUGAAGAGAAGGAUCAGACUCUGCUGGUCUGA
Microthlaspi erraticum is the source of this 1035-nucleotide messenger RNA. The record is from the annotation of a GenBank genome assembly. NCBI's taxonomy places the organism in Eukaryota, Viridiplantae, Streptophyta, Magnoliopsida, Brassicales, Brassicaceae.